GCAUGGCCCCACUUUCUCUCUCUCUCUCUGAACAAAGUGUAGUACUAUGCUACUACUACCUUCCAUCAUUAACUUCUUCCCACUCAUUCAAAUGCCAAAAAUCAAAAAGAGAAAGCAAAAGCUAACCAUAACUAUCUCCAACACCACUUUAGUUCCCCAGUCACUCACACACAGCCCCUUCCCUAGACAGAGAAACACAAACUCACUUCUAUUCUAGUGAGAGACUGUGAGAGAAAAACACACACCAACAAAAUAAACAACUAAAAGCAAUAAAAAACAAAAGCACCCCCCUCCUCAACCUUUUGUUUUUCUCUUCUUGCUUCAUCUUCCGAUCUUCUCCCACCAUUGUAGUUUCUUUCACACCUGAGUGAAGACCGAGAGUUGUUGUUUGUGUUCUGCAGGGUGAAGGGAACUGUGAAGAAACUCUGAGUUGAGUUGUGAAAGGAGACAGUAUAGUGAAGAAGAGGGGAAGCAAAAGGAUACCCAUUGUUUUUCUUCAUCAUUUCAAUGGGUUUUGUUAACUAGAAGUCAUUGUUUGAUGGUAUAUGAUAUUGGGAUAUGGAGAGGGUUGCAGAGCCAAAGCUACUUCCUCGGUCCUUGCCUGUUCUGGUUGAGGUAUCUAAUGCGCACACUGCUUCAAUAAGAGAAGCUGGUCAAAGAUUACAUUCGCAGGAUGUUUCGGGUGUACGAGGAAUUCCAGCAAGAGAAGGGAAUCAGUUUUCAAAGUCACGAGAUGUCCCCAUGACACGUCUUGCCUCCAUCAGAGAAGUGGCUCAGUUAUCAAAUGCACGAAUAGUUUUGGUAAGAGAGGAUAUGGGGUUCGAUACACGGUCCUGUCAAGAGCCUCCCUCCCCUGUUACUACAAGAACGUGGAAAGGAAAGAGCUCUUCACCUGAAGCCGUAGAGCUUGUGCCUGAUGUUCAGACAUUGAACGGUAGCAAUGAUUCUUUUGGGGAAACUGGUCCAAGUUCAUUUGCUGGUGCAAGUCAUCCCCCAGAACCUGUUGAUACUGAUCUCAUGAGAACGGUUUAUGUACCAAUAGGUCAAACCAAAUCUGAGGCAACAUGCUUGAUGAAGAGUGUGUCCUUGAAGGGUCCUGGUCCUUUCUUAGAAGAUCUUUCAAUUUGUGUUCCUGCCAAGAAACAAACCAUGGCUACUGUUUCUCCUGCAGACAGCCUGGUUGAUGAGUCAAAUGAGACGAGUAACAUACCCAUACCCUCGCCGCCUUUAGGUGCUCGUGCUUCUCGGAAUACUGAGAAUUCCCCUCCUGCUCCAGACUCUGAGGAGAAAGAAUGUGUUUGGGAUGCAUCUUUGCCUCCAAGUGGUAAUGUGAGUCCUCUUAGUAGUGUUGAUAGUACUAGUGUUGUGAGAACAAUGAGCAUAGUUAAUAGUUGUGCAAGUACAUACCGGAGUGAUGCAGUGACUAGUGAUGGCAUGCUUAGUUUGGACAGGAAUUGUGAUAGCACAAAAGGAAGUGUAAGAGGGGAUUCACUGGAGAGUGCAAAAACCAGUGCUAGUAGAGCAAGUGAUAGCAGUGGCCUCAGUGAUGACAGCAACUGGAGUAACAUAACUGGUAGUGCCAAUAAGCCACACAAAGGAAAUGAUCCUAGAUGGAAGGCGAUCCUUGCCAUCCGAGCACGCGACGGAAUUCUCGGCAUGAGUCACUUUAGGUUACUCAAACGACUUGGUUGUGGUGAUAUUGGAAGUGUAUAUCUCUCAGAACUGAGUGCAACUCGAUGCUUUUUUGCAAUGAAAGUUAUGGACAAGGCAUCCUUAGCAAGCAGAAAUAAGCUGACUAGGGCUCAGACAGAACGAGAGAUAUUGCAGUUGCUGGACCAUCCAUUUCUUCCUACUUUGUAUACACAUUUUGAGACAGACAGAUUCUGCUGUUUGGUAAUGGAAUACUGUCCAGGGGGUGAUCUUCACACCUUAAGGCAAAGACAACCUGGGAAACAUUUCUCGGAGUAUGCUGCACGGUUUUAUGCAGCAGAGGUUCUGUUGGCACUUGAAUAUCUUCACAUGCUUGGAGUGGUGUACAGAGACCUUAAACCUGAAAAUGUGCUGGUCCGAGAUGAUGGCCACAUAAUGCUCUCAGACUUCGACCUUUCUCUCAGAUGUGCUGUUUCGCCUACCCUUAUCAGAAAUAUUGACGGCGAUCCCUCCAAACGAGCCGGCGGUGCGUUCUGCGUGCAGCCGGCUUGUAUCGAGCCUUCCUCGGUAUGCAUCCAGCCUUCAUGUUUCAUGCCUCGCCUUUUCGCUCAGAAAAAUAAGAAGUCACGGAGACCUAAAGCCGAUCCUGGCCCGCCAUCAAGCACACUUCCUGAGCUUGUUGCAGAACCAACAACUGCUAGGUCCAUGUCUUUUGUGGGCACUCACGAAUACCUUGCUCCUGAAAUCAUCAAAGGAGAAGGUCAUGGAAGUGCAGUUGAUUGGUGGACAUUUGGGAUUUUCUUGCAUGAACUAUUAUAUGGUAAGACUCCUUUCAAAGGUUCCGGAAAUCGCGCGACUCUCUUCAACGUAGUUGGACAGCAGCUCAGAUUUCCGGAAUCACCGGCCACCAGUUAUGCGAGCCGUGAUCUCAUCCGCGGCCUGCUGGUGAAGGAGCCGCAGCACCGGCUCGGGGUGAAGAGGGGUGCGACUGAGAUCAAACAGCACCCGUUCUUUGAAGGCGUGAACUGGGCGUUGAUCAGGUGCAGCACGCCACCAGAAGUUCCAAGAGCAAUUGAAUGUGAUGUUGUAGCAGCAAAGUUAGAAGCAGUUGAUAGUGUUGGUGUUGGUGUUGGCAUGAACAAUAGUAGUAAGAGGAUGGGAGGUAAUAAUGAGAUGAAGUCUGGGGGUAAAUAUCUGGACUUUGAGUUCUUUUAGUUUUGAUUCUUCAAUCUACUUUUGUAUUGUGUUUUCCAUGUUCAGUUAAUUUUACAAGAGAUGCUGCACACACUGCAUCGUUAUCAUGUUGUUUCAGUUUAGUCACACUUACCAGAAUUCCAUUUCAGUUGGAAAUGAUACCACCUUAUAUUCAGAGGGUAAUACAACAAUUCUUAUAGAUAA
Messenger RNA from Vigna unguiculata (cowpea), 3048 nucleotides. Its product is annotated as serine/threonine-protein kinase D6PKL1-like. Lineage: Eukaryota; Viridiplantae; Streptophyta; Magnoliopsida; Fabales; Fabaceae. Gene Ontology annotation, biological process: protein phosphorylation. Gene Ontology annotation, molecular function: ATP binding; protein kinase activity. The record is from RefSeq and is a predicted model, not a curated record.